AUGUCUACAAUUUCUACAACUUCCGUAUCACAAACUAAGUCUGGUUUAGGUUUUUCUUUACAUAUAAAAGCUUGGGUUAAUUCCAUACUAGCUACAAUAGUGGUUGCUUAUGUCCUAUAUAAACUAUUCAAGGGUCAUGGUGAAGAUAUCAAUAUAGGUAAAUUUUUGACUAGAUCAUCCCCAUAUAUGUGGGCAUCUUUAGGGAUUACAUUGUGUAUUGGUCUUUCUGUAGUUGGUGCUGCUUGGGGGAUUUUCAUUACAGGUGCAUCAAUGAUAGGUGCCGGUGUCAAAGUCCCAAGAAUCACUACUAAGAAUUUGAUUUCUAUUAUUUUCUGUGAAGUUGUGGCAAUAUAUGGUCUAAUUAUAGCCAUCGUGUUCGGCUCAAAGAUGACAGUAGCUAAUCCAGAGACCAUGUUUUCUAAAAAUAAUCUAUUUACUGGGUAUUCGUUGUUUUGGGCAGGUAUCACGGUGGGAGCAUCAAAUUUAAUUUGCGGUGUUGCUGUCGGGAUUACUGGAGCUACUGCUGCCAUAUCAGAUGCUGCUGAUAGUUCUCUUUUCGUUAAAAUCCUUGUAGUAGAAAUUUUUGGUUCGAUUCUUGGUUUAUUAGGUUUGAUUACAGGACUAUUAAUGGCUGCUAAAGCUGGCGAAUUUGAAUGA
Molecule: messenger RNA, 657 nt
Organism: Arxiozyma heterogenica
Lineage: Eukaryota; Fungi; Ascomycota; Saccharomycetes; Saccharomycetales; Saccharomycetaceae
Gene: VMA16
Product: H(+)-transporting V0 sector ATPase subunit c''
Exons: 1
Coding region: 1-657 (218 amino acids)
Biological process (GO): proton transmembrane transport
Cellular component (GO): proton-transporting V-type ATPase, V0 domain; membrane
Molecular function (GO): proton-transporting ATPase activity, rotational mechanism
Source: RefSeq, a predicted model, not a curated record